Messenger RNA from Branchiostoma floridae (Florida lancelet), 1917 nucleotides. RefSeq lists its product as uncharacterized. The coding region runs from base 132 to 1130 and encodes 332 amino acids. Lineage: Eukaryota; Metazoa; Chordata; Leptocardii; Amphioxiformes; Branchiostomatidae. The transcript is spliced from 6 exons. The record is from RefSeq and is a predicted model, not a curated record.
GAUAUAUAAAGAACCGUAUUAUAAAACCUUUCAAAAAGAGAACUAUUUUGUCUCGGCAGCAAGAUUUCACACUUGGUCAAGUGAUGUAGUGAAGUGUCAAGAAGGAUAUCCCAUAAGGCAAUGCGGUCAAAAUGGCGGACGAUGAUGAUAUUCCCCCACUUGAAGAUAUGUCAGAGUUAGUGGAGAGAAUCAACACUAUAAGUGAGUUCAAAGGGAAGAGGAAAACUGUGAGUGAUUCAAAAGUAUCUAGUUUUACUGAAGCAGGAUCUGGUGAAGGAAAAAACCUUCCCACAACAUCCAGCCCACCUUCCAGCAAGGUCACCUCAGGUCAAGAUGGCAGCAUUGGCAAAGGAGACAGCCAAGUUUCCAGCAGUACAUCAUCGGAUUCAGUAAGCAAGAAAGAGACGUUUGGUGGAAUGAAGAAAGGGUUUCUGUUUGGGUCAGGAGCAAAGCCUAAGAAGAAACCUGUCAGUAAACCUGCAGAGAAAAAGACUGAAACAGGACAUGUAGAAAGCAUUCCUGUUAUAAAGCCCAAGGAGCCACAGGGUACAGGGUUGGAGCUUCCAGAGGUGCAGGCUGCUAUGAAGUCUGCAUCAGAACAACUUCAGAAAAACACAGAUUGGGUCACAGAAGACUUGCUGAAGAAGAUUCAGUCCAGUUCAUCCUUAACAUCCAAGAUGGAGGACCCCAGGUUCCAACAAGCUCUAGCCAAGUUCCAGAGAAACCCUGCACUUGCCAUGCAGGAAUAUGGGGACAACCCAGAGGUCCAGAAGUUCUUCACGGAAUUCUGCUCCAUUUUAGGUGAUCACUUCACAAAGAUAGCAGACCAACAGGAUAGUGUUGCCCCACCACCGGUCCAGACUACCCCCACCCCUGCAGGUGCGGACAUGAGGGUCCUGCAGAGCACAGAUCCUCACCAGCCCACAGCAGAGGAUGAGGCUAAGAUGAGGGAGAUCCUGUCCAACCCUGAGAUGCAGCAGGUUCUGUUAGAUAAGGAUGUACAGAAUCUGCUGCAGAUGCUGAAAACAGAUCCUCAAUCUGCACAAAGGCAUGCCCAGUCUGCUAGUCCAGACAUGCAGAAGAAAAUCAGGAAACUAGUGGAAGCAGGCCUGCUGUCUUUUCAGAGAUGAUGGCUUAUCUUAACAUCAAAGCAGUUGUUUUUUCUUGUUGUGCAGCACUUCUCAGAUACAACUCUUGAAAUAAAUGACCCAUUUUCAAUACAAUGUACAUAUAGAAUACAACACGGUGUAUUCCAUAUCACCCAAAUUUGGUGCCCUCGAACAAAAAGUGUUGCAACAGUAAUGCUCCAACGUCUCAGGUAUUCAAACUUUCGAUGGCGCUGCAUUCGGCCCGCUCGAAACAAUUCGAUUUAUUCGAAUGGAGCCCAUGUGAUACGCCUUUCGAACCUGUGCGAUACGGAAGUUAUGGCCCAGUCCGGAACACCCGUAUCGAACGUUUUCGCAUCACAGGUAUGACAUAGAUUAUACUACAGGGGUCUGUUCAAACUAUGCACAGAGUUAGUCACUUCCCAAAUCUAAGUAGAUUUGGCACUGAUCAAAAUAUUGUUUUUGUACGUGUGUGUUGGAAGUCUUUAACUGUUUCUAUUUUCAAAAAGCAGUUAAACACAUCUUGUUGUAGAUUAGAUGCUGAUGAAGCAACAUUUAUUUCAUUUUGGUCAAGUUGAUGUACAUAUUUAAAUGUUAUACAUGUAUAUGAGAAAAUGAUUCAAAGUAAUUUGUAGUAUGAGAGUUAGUCAAAGUAAGGAGUAACAUCACAUUAUUUUUGUGAUAUCGAUACAAGAAUUGUAAGAAUAAAACAAUAACAAUGGACGACUUUUAUAAUUCUAUGGAAUUAUGCUGUCAUGUUCAAACAAGUAAUUAUGAAUUGAAAACUUCUCAAAUAAAGUCAUAAAAUUUU